AUGCUGCUGCUCGUCGACUUGUCCAUCGUCUGUCUGCUCGUCUACACCCUCGAGCCGCUCAUCACGCUGCUGCGCCGCAACGAUGAGCUCUUCAACCCGCGCAUCACCAUCCCUCGCAACGCCACCUGGGGCUCCUCGCACUUCGACAACGAAGUGAGCCAUCCGCGAAUCCCCCGAAUCUUGCACCAGACCACGCCCAACACCACGAUUCCCGAGAAAUGGGCCCAGUCGCAGCGAAGCUGCCGAGAGACUUAUGCUGAUUUCGAGUACAUGCUGUGGACCGACGAGUCGGCUCGCGACUUCAUCUCUACCGAAUACCCCUGGUUUGUCGAGAACUGGGACGGCUAUGCCUUCCCCAUCCAGCGCGCCGACGCCAUCCGCUACUUUGUCCUGCACCACUAUGGCGGCAUCUACCUCGACAUGGACACCUUCUGCAACGAAACGAUUCCCUUCGAGGAGCUCGAGAAAGGCCCUGGCCCUCACUACGCGCUUUUCAAGUCGACGCUGCCUACCGGUGUCACCAACGACUUCAUGAUUACCACCGCCCGACACCCAGCCUACGCCGCUGCCGUCUCCAAGCUGCCUCUGUUUUACGACAUUACUCGAUUCUGGGCCGAGAUCCAGCCCUAUGCCAACAUCAUGAUGUCCUCUGGGCCGCUGUUCCUCAGCCUUGUUGUCAAGGACUACUUGCUAGGACAGCCCUCGUUGCCGUCACCAACCGUUCAGGUCAUCGAUCCUCCGGAGCUGGGACCGUACAUUACCGAUCUCGAGAGCGCCACCUGGCACAAGGCGGAUGCUCACGCUCUCAUGUGGCUGGGCACUCGACCAUGGACCUGGUUCCUCGCGGGCGCCAUUGGCCUGAUGGCCGGCUUAUACCUCAUCAACUACGUGCUGCUGCUGGUAUCCGACACCUUCCUUCGCAAGGUCCCGUCUAUAACCUACGCCAUCAAGGAGAGCAAGUUGGCAUGA
This is a messenger RNA of Trichoderma reesei QM6a, 969 nucleotides long. RefSeq names its product glycosyltransferase family 32. The record is from RefSeq and is a predicted model, not a curated record. Lineage: Eukaryota; Fungi; Ascomycota; Sordariomycetes; Hypocreales; Hypocreaceae. Gene Ontology annotation, molecular function: mannosyltransferase activity. Gene Ontology annotation, biological process: mannosyl-inositol phosphorylceramide biosynthetic process. The transcript has 2 exons. The coding region runs from base 1 to 969 and encodes 322 amino acids.